UCCACUUUUUCUCUUUAACUUUGCGAAAUGAAUGAAACCUCUUUUUUAGCCAUAAAUUCUUCUGGUCGAUCUAUUAAUAUUUUAAAUGACGAGACUACCUUACCUACCACUAAAACAACAAACAAUAAAAGAAAAUACCAUUGUACUGAACCUGGCUGUGAAAAAAGCUUUACUACCAGUGGACAUUUAGCUAGACAUCAUCGUAUUCACACAGGCGAAAAGAAUUUCCCUUGUUUUUACCCAGGCUGUUUAUCUCGUUUCUCACGUCAAGACAAUAUGAUGCAACACUAUCGUACACACAUGUCAAACAACCCAAGGCGCAUACCUAAAAAGGGCUUGGAAGAUUUUCAUCUAAAGCCCAAAUUGCAUGCGCAUCAGCGUAUCAGAUCAGAUCCUUAUCAUAUUGAAAGACCAUUGACGAUUGACCAACACUUGGACAAAUAUUAUCAACAACAGCAACAUUAUAUCUCAAUAGAUAAGCACAGAAUGCCCCCACCUUUAGGUGCAGUUGCUCUGCAGAAACAGCAUACGACACCCACAAUAGAUUUACCUAAAGAGCCUAUCUUGUUCUAUCAGCAUAAGCCUUUGCUUUUUAGAGAGCAAACAAGUCUAGUAUUUCCAUCUACUUUAUUACAUCCAAAGCAUCAUAUCGACCAUACCAAUUCUUUGUCUUUAUCGCCUACUAAUACUACUACUAGUACUACUACCACCACCAGUAGCAGCAGCAGCAGCAGCAGCAGCAGCAGUAGUAGUAGUAGUAGUAGUAGUAUUGCUUCUCCUUUAACAGAUACACAUACAGAUGAACCAGAUACAAAGACAAGUUUGUUACAAUUAGCUCAUAUCGUGAGUACAUUUGGUUAAGUAAUAAAAAGGGGGGUUUUUUUUAAAAAGGACCCUUAGUUGUGGCUAUGUGUUUCUCCCAGUGUGUUUAGAGGUCCGAGAAAAGGGAAGAAAUUCAGGGUUAAGAAAGUAUAGAUCAGCUGCCUCUAUCUACCU
This is a messenger RNA of Gilbertella persicaria, 996 nucleotides long. RefSeq lists its product as uncharacterized. Gene Ontology annotation, molecular function: RNA polymerase II cis-regulatory region sequence-specific DNA binding; DNA-binding transcription factor activity, RNA polymerase II-specific. The record is from RefSeq and is a predicted model, not a curated record. Gene Ontology annotation, cellular component: transcription regulator complex; PcG protein complex. Bases 28 to 861 code for a protein of 277 amino acids. NCBI's taxonomy places the organism in Eukaryota, Fungi, Mucoromycota, Mucoromycetes, Mucorales, Choanephoraceae. Gene Ontology annotation, biological process: regulation of transcription by RNA polymerase II. The transcript is spliced from 2 exons.